CAGAGGUCGUUAAAAGCGCCAGAAGCCAGAGGAUGGUUAGUUCGAGUCUUGAAUGAGUGUAGAGCGCUGAAAGGACACGGUUGGACUAUUAAUAAAGGGAAGAUUGUAUUGGAUAAAAUCACUGGAAACAUGAAGUCUCCAAAGCUGAAGAGCCAAGCAAAAUUUGUCAGUGAGGAGGAUCUUGACGACGUCCUCGGUGAGUUUGACGCUGUCAUUGAAGAUUUUACGUCGCCUAUUGAGAAGCGUCACUUCAGGUAUGAUGAGCACCUGAAGACCAUGAAGAGAAGGAGCAGCGCGAGUGUCAGUGACAGUGGCAUCAGUGACUCAGAAAGUGCAGAAUCGCUCAACAGAAACAGUUUCAGCUUCAGUGACGAGAGGCUCAACUCACCCACGGGGCUCCCCUCCAACCCCACCUCACCCACCCUUAUGUCACCAAAACCUAAACUUGGAGACACUAAAGAGCUGGAGGACUUCAUUGCUGAUCUGGACAGGACAUUAGAAAGCAUGUGACACUGUGAGCCGUGAGGGACGAGGAAGUGGACGUCUGUACCCUGGCUAUAGCACACAUCUGGAACCCACCCAACAGGAAACAGCUGGAUGGCACGGCAACUGCCAACGGACAGGGACUGUGUGAAGAGUUUAGCUGGUAUUUUCCUUGACUUAGUCCUCUGCACACGGCAGACCACCUGAGGAGAGAGGGCAGAAGAUGGCUCUAAAUUAGCACGGUAGAAACAACAUGGACAAUGUGUGAGGGUUUGGACUCCUUCAACUGGAAAAGACUUGGACUUAAUAAAAGAGUCACUGGAUCCUUUAUUGUUAGAAGACAUACACUUCCUCAUCCAAAACUUGACCUGGAAGAUUAUUUAAUAUGGCUUUUAUAUUAGAAAUAUAUUUGUAAUUUUAUAGUGCUACACAUUUGUAAAUUUAUCUGUCUUUUUGUGAAAUAUAUUUUUGUAUCUUGUGUAAAUAAUAGUUGUCUCAGAUUCUAUUUGCCUUGGCAUUAACAUAAGUCCUUAAGUCACAUUUAAGUCUAUUUGAUCUGUGAUCUUAUAUUACUCUGGAAAUAACUGGAAUGCAAAUGUAUUUAAUACAGAUAAUGUCUACCAGAGUUAUUAUUAAAAUAAUAUAAAAAUG
This is a messenger RNA of Boleophthalmus pectinirostris (great blue-spotted mudskipper), 1134 nucleotides long. It is a transcript of the gene rgcc, whose product is annotated as regulator of cell cycle. Gene Ontology annotation, biological process: regulation of cell cycle. The transcript has 5 exons. NCBI's taxonomy places the organism in Eukaryota, Metazoa, Chordata, Actinopteri, Gobiiformes, Gobiidae. The record is from RefSeq and is a predicted model, not a curated record. The coding region runs from base 130 to 510 and encodes 126 amino acids.